GAAGGCGGAGCCGGGGCCGGGCGCCGGGGCCAUAAAUAAGAGAGUCCCAUGUCCGGGUGAUUUGGAGGCGGCGAGCACCGGCAGCGCUCGGAGCGAGCAGCGUUUGGUGUGCCGGGCAUCCGGAGCGUCCCAGCGCAUCGCAGCGCAUCCCAGCGCAUCCCAGCGCACCCCAGCGCAUCCCAGCGCGGCUGAGCGUUUCCCGUGAGCGGAGCAUGAGGCGAGCGGGCAGCGGGAGCCCCGGGAGCAGCCCCGGGAGCAGCGCCGGGGCCCGGGGGGCAGCGCUGGCGCUGGCGCUGUGCGCGCUGUGCGCGCUGCCCGCGCCCGUGUCCGCCUGUAGCUGCGCGCCCGCGCACCCGCAGCAGCUGCUCUGCGAUGCCGCGCUCGUGAUCAGAGCAAAAAUCUCCAGCGAAAAGGUGGUUCCUGCCAGCGAUGAUCCCCUUGAUAGCCACAAAAUGAUCCGGUAUGAAAUCAAACAAAUAAAGAUGUUUAAAGGCUUUGAGAAGCUCAAGGAUGUCCAGUAUGUCUACACCCCUUUUGAUUCAUCACUCUGUGGAGUGAAACUAGAAGCCAACAACAAAAAACAGUAUCUUCUAACAGGCCAAAUUUUAAAUGAUGGCAAAGUGCUGAUCCACUUGUGCAACUACAUUGAGCCGUGGGAUGAUUUAUCCUUGUCUCAGAAAAAGAGCCUGAACCAGAGGUACCAGAUGGGCUGUGGCUGCAAGAUCACCACGUGCUACUCGGUGCCCUGCUCCAUCACGGCGCCCAACGAGUGCCUGUGGACGGACUGGCUGCUGGAGCGGCGGCUGCAGGGCCACCAGGCGCGCCACUACGCCUGCAUCCGCCGCAGCGACGGCACCUGCAGCUGGUACCGGGGCGGGCCGCCCCCCGAGAAGGAGUUCAUGGACAUCAGCGAGCCCUGAGCGCCCAAGGGCCCCUCAAGCACCGCCCUGGGAGGCUCCUUCCAUCCCGCCGGCCCAGGAACCAGCACCGCGUCCCCACAGGGCCCCGUGGCGCUGGCACCGCGUCAGGGCGAGGGACAAACCUCCUGCAGGCACCUGCUCUGCUCUGUUAUGCUUUGCACAGAGGGCCGGCAGCGUCCUCCAAGGCACAACAAACCCCCCCUUCCUUGCCAGUAUGAAUGUACGAGAAUAAAAUUUGCCAGAAAUUUUUGCCAGUACGAAUGUUCGAGAACAAAUUUUGCCAGAAUUUUGCCAAUACGAACGUUCAAAAACAAAUUUUGCAGGAAUUUUCCCCAUACAAAUGUACAAGAAUGAAUUUUGCCAAUACAAAAGUUUGAGAACAAAUUUUGCCAGAAUGUUGCCAAUACGUAUGUUCGAGAAUAAAAUUUGCCAGAUUUUGCCAUUAUGAAUGUUCGAGAACAAAUUUUGCCAGAAUUUUGCCAAUACGAAAGUUCGAGAACAAAUUUUGCCAGAAUGUUGCCAAUACGAACGUUCAAAAACAAAUUUUGCAGGAAUUUUGCCAGAAUUUUGCCAAUACAAAUGUACAAGAAUGAAUUUUGCCAGAAUUUUGCCAAUACGAAAGUUCAAGAACAAAUUUUGCCAGAAUUUUGCCAAUACGAAAGUUCGAGAACAAAUUUUGCCAGAAUUUUGCCAAUACGUAUGCUGGAGAACAAAUUUUGCCAGAUUUUUUUCCAAUUUUGCCAUUGUGAAUGCUAAAGGACAAAUUUUGCCAGUUUUGCCAAUAUCAAUGUACAAGAACAAAUUUUGCAAGAAUUUUACCACUAUGAAUGUUCAAGAACAAAAAUUUUGCCAAUAUGAAUGUUCGAGAACAAAAAAUUUGCCAGAAUUUUGCCAAUACGAACGUUCAAAAACAAAUUUUGCCAGAAUUUUGCCAGAAUUUUGCCAGAAUUUUGCCAAUACAAAUGCACAAGAAUUAAUUUUGUCAGAAUUUUGCCAAUAUAAAUGUUCAAGAACAAAUUUUGCCAGAAUUUUGCCAAUACAUAUGUUUGAGAACAAAGUUUGCCAGAAUUUUGUCCAAUUUUGCCAUUAUGAAUGUUCAAGAACAAAAAUUUUGCCAAUAUGGCUGUCCGAGAACAAAUUUUUUGAGAAUUUUGUCAAUUUUGCCAAUAUGAAUGUUCGAGAACAAAUUUUGCCAGAAUUUUGCCAAUACAAAUGUUCAAGAAUAAAUUUUCCCAGAAUUUUGCCAAUAUGAAUUUUUAAGAACACAUUUUGCCAGAACUUUACCAAUACAAAUGUUCAAGAACAAAAAUUUUGCCAAUAUGAAUGUUCGAGAACAAAUUUUGCCAGAAUUUUGCCAGAAUUUUGCCAAUAUCAAUGUACAAAACCAAAAAUUUUGCCAGAAUUUUGCCAAUAUGAACAUUCAAGAACAAAUUUUUCCAGAAUUUUGUCAAUUUUGCCAAUAUGAAUGUUCAAGAACAAAUUUUGCCAGAAUUUUGCCAAUAUGAAUGUUCAAGAACAAAUUUUGCCAGAAUUUUGUCCAAUUUUGCCAUUAUGAAUGUUCAAGAACAAAAAUUUUGCCAAUAUGGCUGUCCGAGAACAAAUUUUUUGAGAAUUUUGUCAAUUUUGCCAAUAUGAAUGUUCGAGAACAAAAAAUUUUGCCAGAAUUUUGCCAAUACGAAUGUUCAAAAACAAAUUUUGCAGGAAUUUUGCCAGAAUUUUGUCAAUACAAAUGUACAAGAAUGAAUUUUGCCAGAAUUUUGCCAAUACGAAAGUUCAAGAACAAAUUUUGCCAGAAUUUUGCCAAUACGAAAGUUCGAGAACAAAUUUUUUCUAAUUUUGCCAAUAUGAAAGUUUGAGAACAAAUUUUGCCAGAAUUUUGCAAAUACGAAAGUUCGAGAACAAAUUUUGCCAGAAUUUUUUCUAAUUUUGGCAAUAUGAAUGUUUGAGAACAAAAUUUUCCAGAAUUUUGCCAAUAUGAAUGUUCAAGAACAAAUUUUGCCAGAAUUUUGCCAAUACAAAUGUUCAAGAACAAAAAUUUUGCCAAUAUGAAUGUUCAAGAACAAAUUUUGCCAGAAUUUUGCCAAUAUCAAUGUACAAAACCAAAAAUUUUGCCAGAAUUUUGCCAAUAUGAACAUUCAAGAACAAAUUUUGCCAGAAUUUUGUCCAAUUUUGCCAUUGUGAAUGUUUAAGAACAAAAAUU
Zonotrichia leucophrys gambelii is the source of this 3120-nucleotide messenger RNA. RefSeq names its product TIMP metallopeptidase inhibitor 4 (gene TIMP4). Gene Ontology annotation, biological process: response to hormone; response to cytokine; negative regulation of endopeptidase activity. Gene Ontology annotation, cellular component: extracellular matrix. The transcript is spliced from 5 exons. Gene Ontology annotation, molecular function: metalloendopeptidase inhibitor activity; protease binding. The record is from RefSeq and is a predicted model, not a curated record. Bases 213 to 920 code for a protein of 235 amino acids. NCBI's taxonomy places the organism in Eukaryota, Metazoa, Chordata, Aves, Passeriformes, Passerellidae.